Moesziomyces antarcticus is the source of this 1035-nucleotide messenger RNA. RefSeq lists its product as uncharacterized. The coding region runs from base 1 to 1035 and encodes 344 amino acids. The transcript is spliced from 2 exons. Lineage: Eukaryota; Fungi; Basidiomycota; Ustilaginomycetes; Ustilaginales; Ustilaginaceae. The record is from RefSeq and is a predicted model, not a curated record.
AUGCAUGCAGGCGGGUGGAUACGCAGAGACGACGCUAUCGGCACGAUGUGGGGGAAGCUACUCUACGAACUCGAUUCUACGAUGCAGACCAAACUUUCAUGGCUUUUGGUGCUGGGUGCGGUUUCGCACUGGUUGCCCUCGGUGGCAGCGGAUGGUCAACUGCAAGAUCCCAAUGCGUACGUGGUGCGCGACUUCAACAUUGUGUUGACGGACAACACCAAGGUCAGUGAUCUAGCAUGCUGCAUGGGUCUAUCUGGCGAGAUUCGGUCCGCACCCGAGUAUCAGUGCUUUGAUCACCAGGAUCUUCAGAUGGGUACGGCUCCUGGAAGUCGUCGUGUCGGCAUCCAAUUCUGCCACCAUCUGCCCGGUUCGGACCCUCAAGCUGCUACGGACGCCUUUGACAAUGUCUGCAAGCAAGGCACGGGCGAACAAAUCCAAACCGAUAAGAACUACUGUCCACAGAUCUGGCCCAACUUUAAGGACGAUUACAAGAAGCCUGCACCCGCCACUCCUCCUGCCGAUGAUCCCAAACCUGCACCCGCUCCUACCAUCCCGGAUGCCACGGGCAAGUUGACCAAUGACAAGGACGGAUUCAAGCUGCAGGGCACUUUCAUGUACUCGCUCGUCGACUACUCCAUUACGCGCAGUUUGGCAUGCUGCAGUGGUGCUACCGCGCCCAUCCUCAAGCCGCAAAAGUACAAGUGCGCACAACGCAAGGUGGCCAGUUCCGUCUUCAUGUCGCAGUGCACCAGCAUGCUUCCCACCAUCACCGGGGCCAAGAAAAUCCAUGGCUACUCCACCGUCAACGGCGACGCUGGCGCCAUCGUCGAUGAUAAGACCAAGAAGGCUUGCAGCGAUAUGUGGACCAAUGCGGUCUCGUACACCUACGGAUUCUGCAAGCUCGACUUUGACAUGGCCGCUGACGAUGCCACCACCGCUUUCAACGCUGACUGCGCAGACAAGGGCGGCCAGUCCAAGCCACCGCACAACGGCAUGUGUCUGUGGAACGUCGAUGACGCCGCUCCCAGCAGCUAG